AUGGCGCAGCUACUUGUUCCCAACAGCGGUCUUGCCCUCAUCGACUUUACCCAGUCGAAACCCAAAGAUGCUGCCUCCAAGCACAACACCGGACUUGCCCAAGUCAUGCAGCUCGAGUUACCACCCAAUGUUCUUGGGGAUAUGUUGAGGAGCGCCCGCCAUGGUGGGAAGGGCGUGAAUGUUCAGUUCGGAAAGACAAUAACUCUUCACUAUGGCAAUAAAUCCCAGCCUCUUGACGCAUCGCCGUGUAAUUCUUCCUCUACACAAAUCUACGAGUCCUCUACAGAAGACGAGAAUAAACUUGCAUUGACUGGACGAUUAAGUCACCAACUCGCCAUGCAGAAAGCUCAAGAAGAUAUUGCAGGUGCUGAUGAAGCUCUCAUGAAGUUACAAAGUCAACUAGCCUCCCACCAGAAAGACAAGCAGUCGAAGCAAAUCAAAUACGUGCCUGAUAACUCCAAACUCCCACCUCCUACCAAACAGACGGCAGCUGCUCUCAAACACCAGUCUGUCAAGACCAACCCGCUCUCUUUCCUUAAGAAACAGCAUAACCCCGCACAUCUCAACCAUACCACUCGCUCGAUGCCUGUCAGUCCUUCUCUCGGCGCUGCUCGCACACCCCUCACUCAAAAGACACCACCAACCUCAGUGCCAUCGCUUCCCAAUGAGAGGGCCGCGAAAAUUAAGGCGUUACGAACACCUCUCAUUCACUUCCUAGCCGCACGACCCGCAUCAAUCACAUUACUUGUUGGACACCUGGGCUGCAAACAAGAUGAGCUACUCGAGGUCUUGAACAAGGUCGGCAAAGAAUUUCGCCCGAUUCCAGACAAGUGGACCUUGAAUGAUAAGGCCUUCAAAGAGUUGGACGUAUGGAAUUUCGAUUACCCAAACCAGGAUGAUCGUCAACUCGCAAUCAAUUGCGCCAUCUCAGCGUUCGAUAGGAUGAGGAUCUCUACCAAGGAAAAGGUUUGGGAUAUGUUGCUCCCAAAGAAUGAGCGCGGUAAAGGCAAGAUUCUCUCGAACUUGGACUUGCACAAAGGCCCAAUCAAGCAGAGCAACACCCCAAGGAUCCAUGUGCAAAACCCUCCACAUGAUUCUAAUGCAAGUGAUCAUCUGACUGGUCACGAGAGCGAUCAAAAAGACAGACUUGCGCCCAGCGACGCUGAACCCAUGGCUCGCUCGCAGUCGCAGGACCAAAUUAAGAAGAAGAAGGUCAGCGAGAAAGAAGCUCGAUCCAAGCGCCUUCUAACGAGCGGACCAAAGAAAGCCACCCCAGCCCCGAAGGUCAAAGAGGAUCAUCCAGCGGUGAAGAAAGGGGCCAAGAAAGCCAAUGUUCCGAAAUCGAGUGAAUUUGUCAAUGACUCUGACGAGGAGGACGGGUUGGAAGACGCAGCAACGCUCCAGGCCCAAUCUAUGACACCAAAGCAUGUCGACCAAACUCUACCAUUCAAGGCCGCUGCGUCUCCUCCGUCUAUUGCAUCAACCCAAAAAACGGUUAGUAUCAGCCCUAAGGCCCCAAAGCCAGCUUCAUCGUCUCGAAACAUUGAGUCUACUACAGCUGGCAAGGGAAGUAAGUCAAAGCCCGUCACACCAUCUCGCUCAGACGCGACCUCGAAGCCUAAGCCUGCUGCCGCCAAUCACGAACACAGCAAAAUCGCCAAGAACAAAGAUGUCAAGAGCGAAAAAUCAGAAACCAAGAAUGGAAAGACAACUUCUACGCCACCUGCGAAAGCCCAUGAAAAGAAACCUUUGCCGUCUGGUUCGUCGAGCCCGGCAAGAAGACAUCGAGUCUCAGAUUCUAGUCAAGGCUCAACUGCGAUGAAGAAAACGAUAUCCCGCCAACGGACCACCAGUUCGCCUCAUAAACCAUCCCCUCUCGGAUCCUCACCGCCGACGAAUGCUUCCGAUCUCGAGAAUGGUGCCUCUUCAGCUUCUUCGACUUCUCUUGUAUCACAGGCCCAAAAGACAACCAUCAAGCCUAACGGUGCCCCCCCCCCAGUCAAUGGGCAUGCACACAACACAUCAGAGCAUUCUCUGAAGCGCAAGGCUGACGAUCUGGACGCCAACAUCCAUGUUCACAGUAAUGGUCAAACCAAUGGACAAGUGAACGGUGCAAAGCGCCAUAAAGCGUCCGCCGCGUCUCCCUCUACUUCCGAAAGCAGCAACUCACCGCUCGCUACCAGCCAUGCAUUGAAGAGAGCACAAGAUUUCAAGACCUACUAUGCCAAAUAUGAGGUUCUGUAUCGUGAGGUUUCGGAGUCCACGGAUGUUCCACAGGAGAAGAUCGACAAUGUCAAACGGAUGCACCAACGUUUGCUUGAACUUAAAGACGAGAUCACGAUGGGAUUGGUCGGCAUUUAG
This is a messenger RNA of Letharia columbiana, 2361 nucleotides long. RefSeq lists its product as uncharacterized. The transcript is spliced from 3 exons. Lineage: Eukaryota; Fungi; Ascomycota; Lecanoromycetes; Lecanorales; Parmeliaceae. The coding region runs from base 1 to 2361 and encodes 786 amino acids. The record is from RefSeq and is a predicted model, not a curated record.